Phalacrocorax carbo (great cormorant) is the source of this 1594-nucleotide messenger RNA. The record is from RefSeq and is a predicted model, not a curated record. NCBI's taxonomy places the organism in Eukaryota, Metazoa, Chordata, Aves, Suliformes, Phalacrocoracidae.
GCAAUCAUGGCUUGGGGAUGGGCAACAUCGGUCGGCGGGUGGUGAGCGACACAUCUGGAGGCGAAAGAGGCCAUGGUGAGGCACCUACAGGCAAAGUUCCAAGGGAACAGGAAUGACCCUCCUGGAGUGGGUGGCUGGUCGGAGAGUCACUCUGCAGCACCUCCUGCAAUGGAGCUGGGACAGACCCCUGUGCCAGGCUCCAAGGGUGAGCCGCCUCCUGAGUCCCCCUGGACCAGGAAGGUGGACUUCAGCAGAGCUUCUCCAUCUCACAGUAAAGGUCAGAGUGCAGGACAGCAUUUGCCUUCUCAUCCUGUCUGUGAGACCCCGGGAUGGAUGGUGCGACUGAAGAAGGGGAUUGCUCAAGACAGCAGCUUCCCCCCAGCCCCUGCAAAGCCAGGAGGAGGAGCUGUAUUGAACAAGGAUGUGGGAGCCAUCUCUGACCCUCCCCAGAGAAACCCAGCCCAGCAGACACGGCCACUUGCCAAAGACAAGGGUGCUCCGGUGGUUCCUGCCAAAGGUGCGUCUGCUGCAGCCUCCCUGGACGCUGUGGGAAGCCCCCAUGGGUCAGGCCACUCAGGUCCGCCUCGGAGGAAGCCUUUGCCGCACGUCAAGGUGCUGGGAGCGAGGCCGGCCAAGCCCAGGCGCCCUCCUGUUGUGUGUCUGGAGAAGUUCAGUGCAGCUGCACGUCCUGGGAUGCCCAUCCAUCCUGCCACGGAGCCACCAAGGAGUGCUCAGCUGGGUUACCUGAAACCAGGCUAUGUUGCAUCAGCUCCGGCACAGUUCCCACCACAGGGUGCUCCCAGUGUAACAGGGGAUGAAGAGGAGAUAUAUGAUGAUGUAGAGCCCAUUGGGCUGCUCAGGAGUGACCAAGGCUUUCUGCUGCCCGCCGUGUCCCAGCCACCAGCGCACCCCUGCCCCAGAGGAGGUGGAGAUGCCGGUCAAGCUUCUAACAGGGUUGCUUUGUUGGCAGCUGCACAGAGAGAAGCCCAGGUCUCCUGGAAGAUUAAGCCAAUGACACUCAAGGAAUGCAAGAAGGAAGAGAAGGCAGACAGGGAGUUUCAGAAGAAAUUCAAGUUCGAAGGAAGCAUCAUCGUCCUGACUCAGAUGAUGGUUGACCCCGCAGUGACGGAGAAGAAGGGUGGAGGGAAGAACCUGCCGCUGAGACGAGGAGAAAUCCUUGAUGUCAUUCAGUUUACAAAUCGGGAGCAAAUCCUCUGCCGAAACAGCCAGAGGAGGUAUGGCUACGUGCCCCGGGCAGUGAUGCUACACCUGGACACUGACAUCUAUGAUGACGUUGAGAUUUACGGUUGAGCAAUCCAUGCUAAAGCCAAAGGCACAAGACAGCACCAACAGAGAUCUCCCCAAGGGCUGAAAGAUGAAAAGCACUAUAUGCCACACUCCUGCUUUGGAAGGAGCUCUGCUUCCUCUGAGAUAGCCUCUGAAAGCUGCCAUGUCCCUGCUGAAACAGUGGUGAGGCCAUUCAGCACCCUGCAGGGCUGCAAGAAUCCUGUCCCACAGGGGCAGGGGGCUCAAAGAGAUCCUCAAGUCAAGCCUUCUCUCUGGCUUUGUUUUGUCUGUGUAAAAUAUGGCAAUG